Aricia agestis (brown argus) is the source of this 3844-nucleotide messenger RNA. RefSeq names its product integrin beta-6-like. The record is from RefSeq and is a predicted model, not a curated record. The transcript has 9 exons. Gene Ontology annotation, molecular function: integrin binding. Gene Ontology annotation, biological process: cell-matrix adhesion; integrin-mediated signaling pathway; cell migration. The coding region runs from base 152 to 1669 and encodes 505 amino acids. Gene Ontology annotation, cellular component: integrin complex; focal adhesion; cell surface. NCBI's taxonomy places the organism in Eukaryota, Metazoa, Arthropoda, Insecta, Lepidoptera, Lycaenidae.
UAGUGCCGGUCCGAUCGCUCGCUGGAGCGCGCGUAUUUCGGAUUUCGAAUUUGGAACUUUACUUUUUUUUUAAUCGAUAAAGGAUACGAUUUUAACGCCGAAAGUGAUUGUGUUAUUUUUUAAUUUUACGAAAUCUUAAGACACGUUCAAAAUGGAAAAAGUGUGGUAUUCUGUGUUACUCUUUAUAUUAAUUAAUCAAGUUUUUGCAACUGAUCGCAACUGCUCGCCUUUGGACAGCAUCAACAGUUGCAACGAGUGCAUUCGGUGCCAUGGCUACUGGUGCAACAAUCCAAAAGAGCCUUACCGCUGCGUGGCGACGCGCGACGACGACUGGUGCGUUAGCCACCAGGAGCCAGUGCCCAUCAUCAACGACGUGGAGGUUCCCGGGACCUUCUUCAGUCGCAAGUUCAGGACCAAGACGAUCCACUCUGGGAUGGACUUGUUCGAGGUCACCUUCCCCUACAAAGGGGAGGCUAAGGUGACCAUUUCCUCCAACUCUACACAAGAGCCCGUCGAAGCCUUCAACACGACGUCAUGCAAGGACGGCGUCUGCACAGUGUCGAUCGAGUCCCAACCCGACACCGGCUUCUGCAGGAAUGACGGAAGGGUUGAAGAGUUCUACACCAUCGCGAUGAAGGUGAACGGGAGUGAUGAGGAGGUGGUGAUGAGGAACCACGUGCCGUGCGCAUGCGAGUGCAGCCUGCAUGUGGAAGUCCGAUCCACGAAGUGCAGUGAGCGAGGAAACUUUUCCUGUGGCACCUGCGAAUGUGAGAAGGGAUGGCACGGCGAGACUUGCGAGCUGCGAGACGUAGCAACAGGAGGGACUAAAGGGACAACAGCAGGAGCUGGCCACGCGUGUGACCAUGGCGUCUGGAUUGAUAGCAAGUGCCAAUGCAAUGAACCCUGGCACGGCGACUCCUGCCAGCAGCGAGACACGAAGUUCGACUACAGGUGCAAGGGACACGGCAUCUGGAGCGACGGCAAGUGCCAAUGUCAUGGACACUGGAGCGGGGAGUUCUGCGACACGUGCAAUACGCGGGGGGACAUCGCCGCCUGCAGCGUCCGCAAUGAACAAUACGGUGAAUGCUCCGGGCACGGGAUCUGCGAGUGCGGCUGCGUGUGCUUCAACAACACGAUCGGCUCCCGCUACUUCGACCCCACCAACUACUGCGAGGACCUGUGCAUGGCCAUCAGCAAUGACUGCGACACGUGCGCGUUCACCUCCAAGCCGGGGCGGUGCGACGAGUGCAAGUUCCCCCUCACGCGCCAGCCCUACGUCGAGUCCAGGCUGGAGGAGAGAGACGAGCUGAACCGGGACAUGUGGGUGAGGUGCAACGACACCCUCGACGGCUGCACCGUGGAGUACGUGGCCAUGAGGGACGACGCCGGCGAGACCUUCAUCAUGAUCGUCAAGUCCUGUGAUCCCGUCACGGGAGCCGCUACCGGGCCAGUCGCUGUAACCGUCCCCAUACUUCUUGGCGUGCUGCUACCUCUGGUAGCCGUGCUGGCAGCAGCUGGGUUCUACUUGUGGAAGAACCGAACACCCCCCCUCCCUCUCACGGACCCAGAGUACCAGAAUAUCGAUGCUGAGGACUGCACGGGCGAGAACCCACUGUACAAACCCCCCACGUCAUCCUUCAAGAACCCUACUUAUGGGAAAUGGCAGUGAUGAUGCUACCUGAAUCAUCGGUGACUACCCAACACUGCCUGCGCGACCUCAUGGCAUGGAAACUGGAACAUGGAGACAGCAUGGAGGCAGAUACAGGCUUAGGGCACUUGCCGAGUAGAGUCGCGCCCGUGUGGCGGUCUCUCGGUCAAUAAAAUUAGCCGAAAGCACUGCCACUAUACUCGGUAGGUGUAACAAGACCCUUAGAAAGACCGCCAUUAGCCAUAGUAAUUUUGUUUGUGCGAAAAUUUACUUCCAGAUUGUAGGUAAACGACAGAUUUCGCUUGUGUCUGAAGUACAAGCCUCACUUGCAGGGAUCAGUAUUAAAACUGACCUGACAUUAGCUCUUCCAUAAAUACGAAGAACGACAAAAACAGUAGAUAUGAUAUUUAAUCUAAACAUAACUCAAACAGAGCGACUGAAAGCCUUUUAUCUUUCUUAUAAAAAAUUAAUUUCUAUGGUGUUCAUUUUGAGCCUGUUAGAGUCAGUAGGUUGCAGCAACGAGUUAUCAUUUAACGAGUUUUAACGAGUUAUGCAUUGAGCUACAGACCUCUAUGAUAAGGAAAGCUCUACGAAGGCUUGUUUUCUGUGUUACAUAACUAAACACAAUCUACCUACUGUUUGCUCAAUAAGUAUUCAUGGAAUAUUCAAAUGUAUGAUUUGUAAAACAAUAUGAAGAGUUAAAAGACCAAUAAUAAUGUAAACAACAUAGAUCUUUACUAUGCUACAUAUAAGUUAUGCCUGUUAAAGUUUUCAUCAUUUGUUGUAGUAAUUAACCAAGAUAAUAUGGUAUCGAAUUAGUUACCAAUUCUAGAAACUACAGGCGCUGUUUCGGUGGCAUACAAGUUUUACUUAACUUCUACAUAGUGUGACUCUCAGUAGAGUUCGCACUUGUUUGUAUGUUUGUAUUAAUACAUAUUUUGUACCAUGAUAACGUUACUUUUAAUCACAAGAUCUGUUUAUGACAUACUCCUAAGGGGGUAACCGGUUGUAUAAUGUUCCAUGCCUAAUCAGGGCCCUUAGUAAAAUUGCAUUCGAUAGUCUUGACAACGAAAUUAGAAUUUAGUAAUCAAAAUGUUAUGGUAUUUGACACAUAUCGCUAGCGCCAUGUUUUUUUAGCGAUGCGUAUUGUCGAAUCCCUAAACUUUUGAUAUUUGCUAUCAAAACAAUGUACUUAAUGCAAUUUGACUAAGUGCCCAGUAGCGAAUGUAAAUAGUUAGUAAUAGUUUAUGUAAUACCUCUGUGAUAUUUUAAUAGUUUACGUAGUGAUUCAUCGCGUGGUUAGUUAAUCGGUGCUUUGAAUAAUUCAUAAAUAUUGGAAAUCAGUUGUAUGGAAUACAUGUUAUAAAGGAAAGCCAAUAGCCAUAAGCACUUGCAACUAAGUACUCUUAUUUCGUUUGUUAAUUUUUGACGGAUGACGGCUAUCAUAAUAUGGGGCAAGUUUACUGGUUUGUACUCAUGGAGUACAAACCAGUAGACUUUGGUAUUAACUAUUUCACUGAGAUUUUAUAGAAUUUAUAAGAAUUUUGGUUGAUAUUUUGUUUUGUAAUUUAGUAUGUUGUGUGUUUAUUAUUACGGACUUGAAUCUCGAUUCUCGUGUAUACUUUGGCGUUAAUAAUAAUUAAUGUUAUAUCGUAUAAUAAUUAAGCCGAUGACAGUGCAAUAGGGAUUUGUGGCUGUCCUACGAAAGAGUUCGGAAUGAUUUAUAAACAAAAAGUAUACUUAACCAUUUAUAGCGGGUUUCGGCAAACAAUGGUUUAUAAGUCAAAAUUAGUACCUAAUAACUAAUUUAUUGAAGGAUUAAGAAUACUUUGAGAAUACUAUUCGUAAAUUCAGUGCCGGCCCGAGGCAAGUUUUAGGAGGCCCUAUCAUGGGUCUUGGCGCCUUGAGUGGCCGCUCAGUUCGCCCCUAUGGUAGAGCCGGCCCUGCAUACAUUAUUAAUUUGUAGAUAUUUUAUACUUAAUUAAGAGGCUUUUGUAAAUUGUAACUUUCAAAUUCUUUUUAAUUUAAUUUAUGUAUUUAUAGCUAUUAAUUAGAUACCAUUUAAAAUAUUUAACUGUUAAGUUUAGGUAUUUCUGAUAAUAACACAAUUUUUCUAGAUCAUACAUCAAGGUCUGAUUAGUUAAGUCAUUGGUUACAAUUAGAUAUUUAAUAAAAAAUAAACAAAAUUACUUUCUA